Molecule: messenger RNA, 1960 nt
Organism: Oryzias melastigma (Indian medaka)
Lineage: Eukaryota; Metazoa; Chordata; Actinopteri; Beloniformes; Adrianichthyidae
Product: steroid 17-alpha-hydroxylase/17,20 lyase
Exons: 9
Coding region: 242-1792 (516 amino acids)
Biological process (GO): hormone biosynthetic process; progesterone metabolic process
Molecular function (GO): steroid 17-alpha-monooxygenase activity; heme binding; iron ion binding
Source: RefSeq, a predicted model, not a curated record
UCUGGAAUGGACGCAGCAGAACCAGAACCACCAGAACUCUUUCUCGGUGUUGCAUCACAGAUGAAAACACGCUGCAGCUGCUGUCAGGUCGCCAUGGAAACGGCCUGAUAACACCAAGGUUCUCCGUCAGAGAGGAUAAACACGUUCAGGGCCUCCGGCCUCGCCAAGGUCUCCGCCCUCCUGGUUAAAGCCGGGACUCCUCGCCGCCUCCUCUUUGUCCUCCGUCUGUCUCUCUGCAGCCAUGCUCUUGUUCCUCCUCUCCUCCGUCUCUCCCCUCGUCCUCCUCCUCUUGGUUCUCCUCGUCCUCCUGCUCUUCUUCUUCCUGAACUCUGACAGACUCCGUCCGUCCUCUCCUCCGCCGGUCCGGGGCGCCGUCCCCUGCCUCCCUUGGCUCCCCGUCCUGGGCAGCCUCCCCUGGCUGGGAGGAGGCCUCCCGCCUCACCUCCUCUUCACCAAGCUGGGCCACAGGUACGGCUCUCUGUUCGGGAUGUUCCUCGGCCCCCACUACACUCUGGUGGUGAACAACCAUCAACACGCAAGAGAGGUGCUGCUGCAGAGGGGGCGGGACUUCGCCGGACGGCCGAGCAUGGUAACGACGGACCUGCUAACCAGAGGAGGCAAAGACAUCGCCUUUUCAGACUACUCUCCUCUCUGGAAGCUUCACCGCCGUCUGGUCCACAACUCCUUCACUCUGUUCGGGGAAGGAACCAGCCGGCUGCAGGACGUCGUUUUUUCUGCGGUCGACAGUUUGUGCUCCGAGCUGAUGUCCAACGGCUCCCGAGGCUUCGACCCGUCUGCGGCGGUCACCAGGGCAGUGACCAACGUGGUGUGCACGCUGGUGUUCAGCAGCACCUAUCGCCACGGCGACGCAGAGCUGCAGGAAGUCAUCAGCUACAACAACGGCAUCGUGGAGACCAUCGCCAGAGGAGGACUGGUGGACAUCUACCCUUGGAUGAAGGUCUUUCCAAGCUCCGCCCUCCGAAAACUGAAGGAGUGCAUCGCCGUCAGAGACCGGCUGCUGACCCGCAAACUGGAGGAACACAAGGCCUCUCUGGGUGAUGGUGACCCCUCCGACCUCCUGGAUGCUUUGCUGAAGGGACAGACAGGUGGUCCAAAGUCACAUGGUUCAGAAGGGGAGGGGAUAACGGAUGACCACGUCCUGAUGACGGCGGCUGAGGCUUUUGGCGCCGGGGUGGAGACCACGUCCACCACGCUGCUGUGGAUCCUGGCCUACCUGCUGCACCACCCAGAGGUCCAGCGGCGCGUGCAGGAGGAGCUGGACGAACACGUGGGCUCGGAUCGCGCCGCAAACCUGUCCGACCGAGGCCACCUGCCGUACCUGGACUGUGUGAUCAACGAGGGGAUGAGGAUCCGGCCGGUCAGCCCCGUGCUAAUCCCCCACACCGCCAUGACGGACAGCAGUAUCGGAGGUCACCCGGUCCGGCGUGGGACUCGGGUCUUGGUGAACAUGUGGUCAAUCCACCACGACCCCCAAAACUGGGAUAAACCGGACCUGUUCCAACCAGAACGUUUCCUUGACGACCAGGGUCGUCGCGUCACACCCACCUGCUUCAUGCCAUUUGGGGCGGGGCCUCGCGUCUGUGUUGGCGAAUCCCUGGCCAGACUGGAGCUCUUCCUUUUCCUGUCAUCUCUGCUUCAGCGAAUGAGCUUCAGGCUCCCCGAUGGGGCUCCGCCCCCUAACCUGCAGGGCCGUUUGGGUGUGGUAUUACAGCCGAUGCCUUAUGAGGUUGUGGUCAUUCCGAGGGUGGGAUGGGAAGGCGGGGCUAAAUGAAAGAAGAGGAGGGGCUAGUGAUUCUGCGAGCUUUAGCAGUACAGGAAGUAGUAACUUGAUAUGAGAGUUUAAAGAUUUCCACAUGAAUAUGUUUGACUGUAAGUAGCUAAUUUUGAUGGUGAUUUUUUAGCUACUGAGAUGUUCUAAUAAACACACACUUUAACUAUA